AGCGUCGCCGUCGUUUAAGAUGGCAAGAUCGUGCCCCCAGAAUCAACACCAAACUAAUUAACAACAAAUAAACAACAAUGUUUAUACACUAGUGACAUUUUCCAGCGCGAACCAGUGAUAUAGUUAAAACAAACAAUGGGAUCAAUCGUUUUAAAAUCCCUCUCAAUACUACUAGGACUGUUUUUCAUUUUCGUGGGCUUUAUCAAAUUGUCCAGCUACAUCUCCAAGGACCUGCACAAAGACUUGCGGAAAGAGUACGUCAAGUACGCCAAAGUCUUCCCGUUUUCGGAAGCACUGGACUUCAAAAUCCCAUCGAAAUGGUACCGGAGAACGGUGGGCACUUUGGAGAUCGUUUGCGGAAUCGCAAUGGCCUUCGUGCCGAACCAUAAAGUGAAGAAUGGGGCGAACUUGUGCUUGCUGCUGCUCACCCUCAUGGCCGUCUAUUCCCACUACAUGGUGGCCGAUAAACUGGAGAGGACAGCACCAGCCCUAGUAUUUUUGUUUAUGUUAAGUGGCAGACUUGUUGUUUACUACCAGCUUACAAGGAGAGAAGCCGAAAGACCAGAAGCGACCGUCAAUGGGUUCAAGCAGGAAUAAAUAGUGCAAAACUCUCAAAUCGCGUCCAAAAACGAGUCCACCUUAUUACGUGUACCUAUAGUUAUUUGUGGUUUUGGACACACGAAAUUGUCUUGGUUGUUUAUUAUUUAGACUGCUAGCAUAUAAUUUUCAAUGUUGGUUUAUGCAAAUAAAUAACAAAACUGCGUUAUCAUUA
Tribolium castaneum (red flour beetle) is the source of this 772-nucleotide messenger RNA. RefSeq lists its product as uncharacterized. Gene Ontology annotation, cellular component: endoplasmic reticulum. The transcript has 3 exons. Gene Ontology annotation, biological process: chaperone-mediated protein complex assembly; positive regulation of protein localization to cell surface. Lineage: Eukaryota; Metazoa; Arthropoda; Insecta; Coleoptera; Tenebrionidae. Bases 136 to 597 code for a protein of 153 amino acids. The record is from RefSeq and is a predicted model, not a curated record.